This is a messenger RNA of Sugiyamaella lignohabitans, 1200 nucleotides long. It is a transcript of the gene YHB1, whose product is annotated as Yhb1p. Gene Ontology annotation, biological process: cellular response to nitrosative stress; nitric oxide catabolic process. NCBI's taxonomy places the organism in Eukaryota, Fungi, Ascomycota, Dipodascomycetes, Dipodascales, Trichomonascaceae. Gene Ontology annotation, molecular function: nitric oxide dioxygenase [NAD(P)H] activity; oxygen binding; heme binding. The record is from RefSeq and is a predicted model, not a curated record. Bases 1 to 1200 code for a protein of 399 amino acids. The transcript has a single exon. Gene Ontology annotation, cellular component: intracellular anatomical structure.
AUGUCGAAAGGUCUUACCUCACAGCAGGUUGAACAUAUUAAAGCAGGAGUUCCUCUUAUGGAGCAGGCUGGAGAUGCUUUCUUAAGCGAAUUCUAUGCCAAGAUGAUUAGUGAGAACCCAGCUCUGUUGAAUGUUUUCAACAAGACUCACCAGCGUACUUUGGACCAGCCUAGAGCAUUGACUCGUGCUGUAGUUGCAUAUGCCAAGAACAUUGACAAUUUGGGUGUUCUUUCUCCUGUUGUUGAAAGAAUUGUUCAAAAGCACUGUUCUUUGAAUGUAAAAGCUGAACAUUAUCCAAUUGUUGGCAAGUAUCUUUUGGAUGCCAUUUCUGUGAAAUUUGGACCUGAUGUAGCUACUCCUGCCUUUUUAGAUGCGUGGGCUGCUGCGUAUGGUCAGUUAGCUGAACUAUUGAUUGGUGCUGAAAAAGGCGUCUACGAAGCUAAUAGGGAUAAAGUUGGUGGAUGGGAAGGAUAUCGUCAAUUCAAGGUAUCCGAGAAGGUCGAUGAAACAGAAAACGUUUCAUCAUUCAAACUGGUUCCAGUAGAUGGGAAGAAAACCAUUGUUCCUUUGCCUGGUCAAUAUUUGGGAUUCAGUUUCAAUAUACCAGCCCUAGAUGAGCACACGUUCUGCCGACAAUAUUCGAUUUCCGAUUAUGUUGAGCCGUUGGCUGAUGGCGCUGAAGGUUAUCGUAUUAGUGUUAAGAAGAUCCCUGGUGGCGCUAUCUCUAACAACUGGCAUGAACACAUUAAGGUUGGUGAUACCGUUGAUGUAAGCCCUCCGUGUGGUGAAUUUGUCUUGAAAAACCACUCGAAGCCAGUAUUGCUGGUGACUGCUGGUAUUGGUGUCACGCCAGCUAUUUCUCUAUCUAAACAUGCAUUGGCCUCUGGUCAGAAAGUGGGUCUCAUACAAUGUGACCACAAACAAGAUACUGUGCCAUUUAACGAAUAUUUCAGCUCCGUUGCUAAAGAGAACCCUGACAACUUUCAAUAUAAGCGAUAUCUGUCUGGUGAGGGAAAGAGACUAGACAAAAAUGAGUUCUUGAACAUUCUUGAAACCCCCAACUUGAAGAAUGCCGAUAUUUACGUUAUUGGACCAAAAGAUUUCAUGAGGGAUGUCCGUGGAUGGAUCCACUCCUCUCAGAAGGAUGGUGAUCACGCUGUUUACUAUGAUUUCUUUGGACCCGCUCAAUGGGACGAGUAG